GUCACUGCUCUCCAGCCACCCAGCUCUGAAGGCAGUGUAGAUGUAAAGGUGGCAAUACUGCGACCCCUCUACAAUAGCCUUGCAACCCCCCUCCCCACAAUGCCCUUUUGGGUCGGAACCUCCAGUUGGAGGUCUCCCCUGUGACAUCUGUAUAGUAUAGGGUACAAGGACACAAAAGACCAGAUUUCAGAAGGGGGGAGAGCAGAUGUCAUGGUCAAUGACACAUUUUUCAUGCCCAUGAAUUUGAUAAGGCCCUACUCCUAUUAUCUCCCACCCUUCAUCUCCACUUCUGCUCUUGGGUCAAGCCCAUAUUCUCCCUCCCAGCCAGCCCACACUGGUGUCUAAUGCUUUGGGAAGCCAGAGGGGCAGGAGCUGCCAUACGCCAGGCCAGAGAAGAUGAAGGCUGGGAUGGGGCUGGGUCUCCGGGAAGAGCUGCCCAGAGACAAAGACCUAGAUGAGGGUUUCAGCGGUUCAGCAUUCUCAGGAACUCACACAAGAACUGGCCUUUCCCUCUGUAAGGCAGGGGCUGCAGCAGCUUGCCGGAGCCAACAUGGCCUCACAGAGCAGUGAGGACAUCAUCAAGCUGUCGAGGGAGGAGCUGGAGGCCCUGAAAGCUGCCUUUGAGGAGGGGAACCUCGCUGGAGUGGCCUCCAGGCUGCAGGAGAUGCUGGAGUCGCUGGAGAGCGUCCAGCUGGAUGUCGGCAUCACGGGCGAGACCGGCUCUGGGAAGUCGUCCUUCGUCAAUGCUCUCCGGGGCUUGGGCGAUGAGGAUGCAGGUGCCGCCCGCACCGGUGUGGUGGAGACCACCAGGGAGCCGACUCCAUACCAGCAUCCCCGGUACCCCAACGUGACCAUCUGGGACCUGCCGGGGAUCGGCACACCCGAUUUCCACCCCGAUACCUACCUGGAGCAGGUCGGCUUCUCGCGCUACGACAUCUUCUUCAUCAUCGCCUCGCAGCGCUUUACUGCCAACCAUGCUGCUCUGGCCCGCCACAUCCAGGCCAUGGACAAGAGUUUCUACUUCGUCCGCUCCAAGGUGGACAUGGACCUGGAUUCCUCCCUCAGGCGCCGGCCAUCCAGCUACAGCGAGGUGGGGGUGCUGCAGGAGAUCCGGCAGAACUGCCUGGAGGGUCUGCAGGCCCAAGGCAUCCGCUUGCCCCAGGUCUUCCUCCUCUCGGCUUUUGAUCUCAGCAAGUAUGACUUCCAUCUCCUGGGGGAGACGCUGGAGAGGGAGCUGAGCCACCACAAGCGGCACGCCUUCCUGAUGGCCCUGCCCAACAUCUCCCUGCACAUCCUGGAGAAGAAAAAGGCAGCAAUGUUGGAGCACAUGUGGUUGGUCUCCAUCGUGGCCUGCGGUGUCCACGCCGCGCCCAUCCCAGGACUCCUGAUCUCCUGCGAUGUGGACGUCCUGGCCAGGACCCUGCAAGGUUACUGCAAGGGCUUCGGCCUGGAUGAUGACUCUCUGGAGAAGCUGGCGGCACAAAUGGGGCAGCCGGUGGAGCAGAUGAAGGCCGUGAUCGAGUCACCAUUGGCCAAGGAGAUCUCCAAUAUCCUGGUGGUGCAGCUGUUGAUACAGGCAGGCAGCGAGGCACCUAAGCUAGCCAAUGAGGUGCUGAGCUCUGUCCCGCUCCUGGGUUCGCUUGCAUCCGGAGCAUUGUCUUUUGCCACCACGUACAAGAUGCUGAGGAGCUUUGUGAAUGCGAUAGCUGCUGAUGCCCAGAAGGUGCUUAUUAAAGCCUUCAACUUGGAUGCUAAGAAGUGAGCCAGAAAGGAGGAGAGAGAAAGAUUGAAACACCUUCUGUGAGGCAAGGGACCAAAAUCCAGUGCCAGGUGCAGACAGGACUCCAGCAUCCCCUGGAAAUCCCUCGAGCUUCCUACCUGAUGUCAGAAUUUCAUUCCGGAGCUGGAUAUAAAAUCCAUGAUUGAAUUUCUAAAGUUUCUGCUGCAUUUGUUACUUUGCUAUUUAAAUGUCAAAUAUCAGAGCUGGUUCUGUUGUCACUGACGCUGGUGCAAAUCAAGGGUGAGUGUGUUGUAUACCAGGAGUAACUCUGUUGUAAAUACUUCACUGUAAACCAAAAGUAAGUCCAUCGUAAAUAUGUCAUCAUAAACUGGGUAAUUCCAUUAUAAAUAGAUAUUUCAUUGUAAACUGGUCAUAACUCUGUUGUAAAUACACCACUGAAAACCAGGAGUGUAACAGAUGUCAAUACUCGGUUGUAAACCAAGGGUAAAUCUACUUUAUACCAGGAGUAAUGCUGGUGUGAACCAGGAGUAACUCUUGUACAUAUAUUGUUAUAACCUGGGGUAACCCCAUUAUAACUAAAUGGUUUAUUGUAAACUGGAUGUGAUUUUACUGUAAAUACUCCAUUGUAAAUGGGGUGUAACUCUGUUGCAAACCAGAAGCUGUAAAUAUUCUGGGCCAGAACCUCAGCUGCGGCAAAUUGGGGGAAAACUCCACAUAAGUCACUGGGCUGUGUGGCCUAGUGGAUUGAAGACUAGAGUUUUAUUCCCAGCUCUGCUGCUGCAUGACCAUGGGCAAAUCACUUCCCCUCCAGGUACCUCAGUUUCCCCACCUGUAGAAUGGGAAUAAUGAUGCUGACCUCCUUUGUAAAGAAUUUGAGAUCUACUGAUGUAAGAGCUAGUGAUUACUAGUGUGGAAAAUAAGAAGUGAGGAUCUGGCAAGGCAUUGUAAACCAGGAGUAACCUCUCUGAAAUUGCAGUAAAGCCAGAGUACAGUAUGUCAGAAUCAAGCCAGUCAUUUCUAAUUGGGGGUGGGUGGGAGGUGAAAAUGAAGUAAAGUUCUGUGACCCCACAAUUAAUUUAGCAAAAGUUAAAUGUGUCCUUAGCUUUCAUAUCACUGUAAUGAACAGUAUGGAAGCAGAGUCCAGGCUACAGUGUAGAGGCAGGAGUGCAGUCUGAGGUUAGGGUAGGUAGACUGACAAUCAGGACUCUAGGGUGCUAAUGUCAGCCCUAAGAGGCAAUGGGGGUAGGUGGUUAGUGCAGGAAAGUGGGAUUCAGGACCCCUGGGUUCGCUUCCUUCCCCACUUUACCACUUCCUCACGUAGGAGAGUCACUCCAACUCUUUGUGCCCUGUUUUAUCCCCAUUUCUCCUAAAGGGUUAUUUUCAUAUUUACCCAGCUCUCUAAUGUGUUUUAAGAUCAGCGGAGGAAUGACUUUCAGUCUUGUUAAUAUGUAGCAUGCAAUGAAAAUUCCCUUGGUUAGUUCCUGACUAGGGCUUCGGGCUAGCCACCCUUGGAGGAUCAGUACGAGUUUAACCCCAGACAUUCACUUGGGAUCAGAGUUGGUUGAGAAAUGGACUUUCCCUCCUGUGGGAAAUUCUGAGAUUUUGAAACUUGAAGCAGAAUGAAAAGCCAAAAUCUUGGGGAUUUUUUCUUGAACAGGAACAUUCGAAAAUGUUUUGUUUCAGCCUUGUAGAAACAUUUUGUUUGUAUGAGGUUGACAAAUUUUAUUAUAUCAACUUUUGUUAGAAGUUAGAAUCAUAGAAUAUUAGGGUUGGAAGUGACCUCAGGAGGUCAUCUAGUUCAACCCCCUGCCCAAAGCAGGACCAAUUCCCAACUAAAUCAUCCCAGCCAGGGCUUUCU
Chrysemys picta bellii (western painted turtle) is the source of this 3599-nucleotide messenger RNA. The record is from RefSeq and is a predicted model, not a curated record. Lineage: Eukaryota; Metazoa; Chordata; Testudines; Emydidae.